Molecule: messenger RNA, 1887 nt
Organism: Mya arenaria
Lineage: Eukaryota; Metazoa; Mollusca; Bivalvia; Myida; Myidae
Product: PRELI domain containing protein 3B-like
Exons: 3
Coding region: 83-469 (128 amino acids)
Biological process (GO): phospholipid transport
Cellular component (GO): mitochondrial intermembrane space
Molecular function (GO): phosphatidic acid transfer activity
Source: RefSeq, a predicted model, not a curated record
GCCUUGGGCACUUCCUGUUUAAAAACUAAGGUCGUGAGGGACGUGAGGACUUGUGUCUGGGAAGGCAUUUUAUAUCUUAACAAUGAAAAUCAGAACAGCCGAACAUAUAUUUGAUGAACCCUGGGAACUGGUUGUUCGUGCUCAGUUUCGGAAGUAUCCUAACAAGUUGAAUCAGGCUGUGGAGGGUAUCGAUGUGGUAGAUCGUACUGUGGACCAAGCUGGCGUUCUCCGCAGUCACCGCCUCCUUACCACACGGUGGGGACUACCUGGCUGGGCCACAAAGAUUAUCGGGUCAGAUGGACUGGGCUAUGGCAGCGAGCACUCAGAGGUGAACCCACAAGCCAAAUCCAUGGAGAUGAAAACCAGAAAUGUACUGAAUAUUUUCUUGUGUUUUAAGUUGUUUCAUUCAUCAUUAUUUUGUGACAGGGAUAUCGGGGGAAGUGGGCACAUGUUUUUCCAAUCGAGCUAAAAACAAACACCAUUCAAAUCCUGUGUUGAAGGGGCACUAGCAGCUUCUUAGUUUGUAUUAAUUUGUAUAAAAUGUGCUCGCUCACAACCAAUUCCAUGUUAGAACUUUAUGCCCCUUUUGAAGAAGAUGAAACUUCAUCUGUAUGAUUUAGCCGAAUAAGAAUCUACGUGUAGGUUACCCUAGACAAGUAGAUAACUCGUAUUGUUUUGGGGUCAGUAGGUCAAAGUUCAUGCUGUCAAAAUUUCUUCGCACAAUUGAUUAAGAAAGGAUUGACCAAAAAAACUACGUAAUUCCACUGGUUGGUAGCCCUUGACCGGUAGCUAAUAUCAAUUGUGUGCAGUUCUUCUAAGGUCAACAUCGAAAAAAUUAUAUUUGUUAAAAGGGCAUCUUCGCAGGGUCUGAAAAAAGAUUCAGUUGUUGGUCAUGAAAUAUUUUACAUAGGUUUCCCCUUACCCAUUAUGAUUUACCUUGUUUUCAGUUUUCUGAAACUUUUUGCAUGAGUUUACAAUUGUUUGUUUUCUUAAAACAUCUUUGUGGGCUUUUUAGUAUAGUUUUUGAAGAGGUACAUUGUUCUUACAAUUUAUGGGAAUUUUAAUUACUUGUAUUACUACACUGGGACAAAGACCUCCCCAAAACGGAAAGUGACUGACCAAAGAGGUUAAUUUGGUUCAUUUCAAUGCUUAUCUUUUAGAAGUUUAAAAAUAUGUGCUUGUUUACUUGUUGGUAAAUUUCGUCUUUGGAAAUUAGGGCAUAGACUAAUUUUACAGAAGGUGAAAAAGCCCUGCCUUUACAGUCAUCUAAAUGAGACUUCUGGAUGAACAAUCCUGAAUUCUUAUACUAUCGUUGGCAUCAAAUUGGUUACCAAGCCCUGCUAUAUAAAAUUCAGAAUAAGAGCAAGCCUGGAAGACAUUUUACCAGUGCAGGGCUUGUGGGCUUGUGCUAAUUUCGACCACUGCCUAUGCAUCUGGCAAAGUCCUCAGAGGCCAUAAUGUUGUGAGAAUGCUCUCUUUUUUAACUUGCUUUUCUGUAUAAUAUAAUUUGUAAAUGUAAGAAAGUGGUAAAGAGAUUAUCUUUGUAAAACUACCCAAACUUACAUGCAGUCGUACCCAAUGAAUGUAAAGUGGCCAUUGGUUUUUAAAUGGAGGGGUACUCAUCUCAUUUCCCUGUCUCUGUGUCAGUCUGUACACGUUUCACUAUCUGUAUGUGUCUCUUUAGAAAUGUUCACUACUCUGCAAAUGGAUAAUGCACAUGUGAAUGAUUAAUAAUGAGCUAUGAAAAGGGGUUUUGCAUGUCCCCUGACUAGCAUGGUAGAGGAAUAGGGAUCAUGUUGUCUGGAAUUGUCAUCUGCAUCAUUGCUGUCUUGCUUUCCAAUCUUAAAGACUUAUUUCUGACCUUUUUUUUCUGUCUGGAAAACUUCA